Messenger RNA from Triplophysa rosa, 4697 nucleotides. RefSeq names its product SH2B adaptor protein 3 (gene sh2b3). Gene Ontology annotation, cellular component: plasma membrane. The record is from RefSeq and is a predicted model, not a curated record. Gene Ontology annotation, biological process: intracellular signal transduction. The transcript has 8 exons. NCBI's taxonomy places the organism in Eukaryota, Metazoa, Chordata, Actinopteri, Cypriniformes, Nemacheilidae. Gene Ontology annotation, molecular function: transmembrane receptor protein tyrosine kinase adaptor activity. Bases 149 to 2086 code for a protein of 645 amino acids.
UCCAUGGAAAGUUUGUUUUCUCUUUUUUUCGCGCUCGGGGCUCCUUCCUGAAAGUUUACGCAGGUCUGUUGUUGCACGCAUCCAACAUGACAGAGAAAUUAACGGACAUCUGGGCUAGCAGUGACUUUCUGCUGUGCUGGUUACUGCAAUGAAUGGUAACGCUGUCCAGCAGACCACGAGCACUGCGCCGUCCAUAGCACCUCCUUGUGGUUGGAGGGAGUUUUGUGAGUUGCAUGCCAGCACCACGGCCCGAGAACUAGCCCAACACUACCGGCGUUUCAUCCGAGAGCAGCCGGUUCAGGAUGUGGUCCCCCCGGAAAGUUUCUCCAAGCAGUUUAGCGCCCUGUUUCAGCACCAUUUCAGCUGCGAAGUGGCCAAAGAUGCCGAACCUGCCCCGCAGCAACCACUCCCGCCCCCCCUACCGCCCAUGACUGGCCGUCUACGCAUCACUUCCUUUUCAGGUGUGCUGGAUUACCGGGAGACGGUGCGCCCAGGAGCCGCUCCUCUAGUCGCUGUGUUGGCGCCCAAACCUGAUGCGGGGGGCGUCGCUAGGGAACAGGAGCAUUUGCUGCGUUGUUCUCCUGCAGACACUACACGCAGAUCCAGACAUCUCAGCCAGGAGGACGAACCACCAGAGCGGCGGAACACGCCCCCUGUUCGUAAUGAUGUAACUCAUAUUUCUGUCAGUCGACUCAAAGAUAGAGUCUACCGGCUCUUUAAGAAGUACCCACAACUUGGCGAACCCUCGAGCGUUUGCCCAAGGGACGAAUCGGUCCAGGGUGGCGGACCCUCAGUGACAGUUGAAAACAACGGCCAGCCUUCACCUCAGACUGCGCAGGGACCCGCCCAUCGGUUCUCGCAAUGGAGCAUGUUGCGAGAGCGGUGGAGUCUGUUUCGUACUGUGAGACGCAGACAGGAAACAGGAAGUGUUUGUAAGGAGGGGCUUCUGCGGUACCUGGAGGUGGAUGACUCUAUGUCCGACACGCCCCCGCAGUGGCUACGCUGCCGCCUGCUGGUCAGGAGGACCAAUGAGCAUACGGCUAGUGAGAGGUACCAGCUAGAGCUCUAUGACCCACCUAAGGACUACAAAACUGCAAAGCUAGCCGUAUCCUGUUCAGAUAUCAAGGAGAUACGACGCUGUAAUCGACUAGAAAUGCCUGACAACAUGAACACAUUUGUCUUAAAGGUCACUGGUCAUCCAGGUAGUUUUAUAUUCGAGACAGAGAACGAGCAGCAGGUGAGCUCUUGGACCACAGAGCUCAGAGAGUGUAUCUGCAGCAGGUCAGAUAGCGUGGAUGGAGAUCCAUUUCCUGUCGGUGACUCGCUUAAUGUAGCUCGCAGAGGGAGCGCAGAGCCCAGCAGCCAGAGCUCUCCGGUUUUUGGCCUAGCAGAGCACGCCUACAAUAAAACGGAUCACUUCUUGUCCUCUUACCCAUGGUUCCACGGGCCCAUAUCACGUGUGCGGGCCGCCUACCUUGUGCAGCAUGCCGGGGUCAGUGGUCACGGGAACUUCCUGGUCAGACAGAGCGAGACGCGGAGAGGAGAUUACGUGCUUACAUUUAACUACCAGGGCAGAGCGAAGCAUUUGCGUCUGUCUCUGACCGAGUGGGGUCAGUGUCGUGUGCAGCACCUGCGUUUCCCGUCAGUCAUGGACAUGCUCAGUCAUUUUCGCAACUGUCCCAUCCCGUUAGAAUGCGGAGCCGCGUGUGAUGUCAUGCUGGCCAAUUACGUGCGAGUAAACCCGACCCACACAGGUCAGAAUUCGGCUCUUGGCUCUCCUGUCUUAGUGCCCUUCUCUCGCUGGAGCUCCGAGCCGAGUCUCGCUCUCUGUAGCCUGGAUUCGUUUCCAUGCUCCAGCCCCUCCAUGGCCCUGUCAGCAUUAGCCCAGGUCCCGCAUCACACUCCUCCAUCACUCCCCGAUCGUCCCGUACCCCUGCGCCGGAGCGAGUCCGUAGGUCGCAGAAACCUGCUCCGCCACCCCAAUCCCUUACCGCCCCUACUGCCCAGCCGAGACUCUGACUAUGAACUAGAGCCUCCCGACAGGGGCCGCAAGAGAGCGAUCGACAACCAGUACAUGUUCUUCUGAGAGAGAAUCAGAGAAGACAACAGAGGCGGAAAACCGCUCUAGAUCUCCACCCGGAUGCAGAGCGUACGGCAGCCAAGCCGCGCGAGGAUUGGUGCGAGACUCCGGGCCGAGACGCACGACACCUAAACCUGCCCUUCUAAGACGCCUGACAGCUGUGUUCCCUGUGUACUAUACAGAUGUUUCACUAGCGUUGGAAAAUGUGUUUAUUUUAGAGUAACGAAAGGAGAAGCAUCCCGCUGGGAUGCAGAAGAUGUGUUUGAGAGAGCGUUUGAGGAAAGUUUCACGAUGGCUGGUCAGUAAGUCGUUUGCAGGCUUGGGAACACACGCCACCAACAACAACCUCGACGAGAGUCUCUAGAAAGGAUGUUUUCACACUUGGUUUGAAUUUCAUGAAGUAAAACAUGAAGACAUUUAAAAGACAUAAAAUAGGUUUGUUUAUAAACGACACUUGUGUUUUUGACGUGCAACGAAUCCCAUUUACAUUUGUUAUAUGUAUGUAGCCUGUAUGCAGACCGCGAGACCGUGUUUUCAAGCAGAACCAGCAAACCUCGAGUCGGAAUUCGGAAGGAAUCCAAACAAUGACGUCAGAAGAACGCAGUGUGAAAGCACCCUUAAACAACGAAACGUUGUUUAACACAUGUACACACUGGACCUCAUCUAUACAACACAAAGAGAACUCAUUUACGUGUAAAUUUGUAAAACAAUUCUUGAGCAAAUUGUUGUAUUGAACCUAAAGUUUGUGCAAACAAUUUACACAAUUUAAGUUCUGCUUGUGUUUCGAUGAGGCCGUACAUGCACGUACAUUUUUAGAUAGCUGAUUUUAUGUUCAGUUGUAGUAAUACACAGGUUUCUAUGUUAUAUAUGUAUAGACCAUAUUACCAUCACAUAGCCAAGGCCUAUACUGUAGUACAGUUAAACCAUUUCGCCUUAGAUUAGAGGUCCCACGCUAGGUUUAUGUCAGCUGACCAAGAUAAAAAUGAUCCGAUCAAGCAAUAACUAAAGUUAGGCCUGAAUUCAUGUCACAUUUUAUAACGAGCUAUAUUUUCCUAAGUCUUGCGUUUUAACACAUUAAGCCUUUCUUGUGUUUCGUGGCAAUUAGCUGUGGAAAUACUACUUUUACAUUAACAGCUACCAAAUCUGACACCCUAAAUAGUGAUUUUAAGCUAUCUGCCAUUUUUCAGUGAACGCAUUACUGAAACGUCGUUUUCAAAGCUCUUUGUGUUUCUUUCAGUAGUCGUGAAUGUCUUUUUUGUGGCUUAACACUAACACUGUAGUCAGAUCUGUAUUAACCACAGAUACCCAAAUGACUUCAUAUCUCGCUCAUACAUAGUUGGGUGAAUCUCAUGAAUUGAACAUUGGAAUUGAUUUUAGGACCACAAAGAUUGUAACUUUUUCAACACAGUUGGAAACGUAUUUCCAACAAAUUCUCACUACUGUUAUGAAUUAUAAUUGAACUAUAUGAUUUUUUUCAUUAGGUUAUAAUAAAUGUAUAGCCAGUGCAAGGCAUUACAGUAAGAAAAAUGAGAUUAUUUAUUAUUAAUAAUAAUAGUGUUUUAUCAUUAUGCGUUAUGGUGAUCAUUACUGGUACUGCUUUAAAAAAGUCUGACCUAACUAGGACUUGAUGUUCUAAAAAUGAUCCAAUAUACAAUUCCUUAUUUUUAAAUUAUUUUUUCUUGACGGAUUUUGUGAGAUUCUCCCAAUGCGUAUUUGACCCAUAUUCCCAGACUGUCAUUUCAUUGUCUAAAAAAGAACAUUUUUUCCCUUCUCCUUGUCAUUCGCUUCACUCCAGAAGUCUGUCUCUGUUACGUUGUGUAUUUACCUUCCUGUCUGAUCUUUAUCAGACGUUGUUUCUUCGUGUUUUUGUUGCCUCCGUACCACAAAGAACCAUUUCUCACCGCUGUGGCAAAGAACAAUCAACCGACUUUUACACUCUAUAAAUAUAUUUAGUUUAACACGAUAUGAAAGAAAGCGUGAACUGUACCUGUGUAUCACUACCUCGGAUUGUAUUGUGGACUGUGUGUUCCGGGUGGACUUGUUUUUGGACAGUAUUGAACAGAUGGAGUUAGACUAUUAUUAAACUUGUGUCAUUGACAUGCACGUCCACUAAUAAGUGAUGUGCUAAAUUCAGCAAAGUAUUGUUUAAAUGAAUAUGCUGCUUUGCAAAUGACCCAGAAGGUCAUGUUAUUAUAAAACACUUGUUUUUAUGCAAAUACGUGGUUUCUAACAUUAUUUGUAAUAUGAAGAGAUUCAGUGUCACAUAUCUGACACUAUCAGACGCAACACAAGCUGGAUUGUGUGGUAAUAAGUGCUUUGUGUUCUGCAGGCCCAUAACUGCACCACCGGCCUGUACAACUUCAGUGUUUUACCGUCACAGAUUUACCCCAUCUGAAGUCCCUAAAAGUUCAGCCAAUGAAUGUACGUCUUCUCUCUCUCUAUACUGUUAUUACUAUGGUUUUUAUGAGAGCACUGUAAACCCCUGAGCUUUACCCUCAGCUAGAAUAACCACGGCUUUCUGAUUAAACGCAUGUUACCUUCCAUGUAGAAAAAUAUGCAUAUUAAAUUAUAUCAAUUGUAUAUUUGAUCUUUUUAGGAAAAAUAAAGCUAAUAUUUC